Molecule: messenger RNA, 4406 nt
Organism: Centropristis striata (black sea bass)
Lineage: Eukaryota; Metazoa; Chordata; Actinopteri; Perciformes; Serranidae
Gene: mapk6
Product: mitogen-activated protein kinase 6
Exons: 8
Coding region: 826-3099 (757 amino acids)
Biological process (GO): protein phosphorylation; cell surface receptor signaling pathway; intracellular signal transduction
Cellular component (GO): nucleus; cytoplasm
Molecular function (GO): MAP kinase activity; ATP binding
Source: RefSeq, a predicted model, not a curated record
AGAGGCACAUGGAGUAGGAUAACACAUCGCCAAAGCUCUGACAAUACCCACACAUACAUACACACACAGGGAGUGCUCUCCACCUGUCUGCCUGUCAGACUCACACUGUUGGAUUUACAGUUUAAACUCUCCUGGACGGACUAUUAACUUCUGAACCAUGUUGCUUUGGGCGUCCCAGGAGAAUGGCAGUCAUGGUUAUACCCAAGUAAAAUGGAGGAUAGUUUUGAUUGCGACUGUGGCGAGCUUGAGCCACCUGAUCAUUGAGGGUUAAAAAAUUACUUUGAAGACUUAAAGGCCAGACUCAUUUCAGUUUUAUAGAUCAGGUGACUUGACAGAAAAAAAAUCACAAAUAAAUAAACAAAAAGAAAAAAAAAUCAUAUGAAGCUGCUCAGGACCAGUCAUACACUGAAUGUAUCUGCACUGUAAGGAUGCAACUACAUGCUUUUUAUAGUUUAAUAUAGUCUCAGUGCUUUUUAAUUGGCCUCAAAGUUCAUUCCAUUGCAGUAUAUAAACACUAGUCUACUAAAAGUUGUUCAGUUAAAGAUAUCCACACAUCCAGGAUUGGAGGAGAAAUUCAACUUUUGUUAUUUUAUCUCUUUAUUCAAGAUGGAAGGAAAGUUUGACCACACAUUUGUGCCCCAUAUCUGACAGUGACGGCUAGACGGGGGACUGAGUAGUCUACUGUACAGGGGUCAGUUAGCUCAGCCACAGCAGUGGGGGGAUUUUUAGAUAAAUUCCUCUGUUGGUAUUCAAGUUGGACUUGAAACAGGUCAUAGACCAAACGUUAGAGAUAGCAGGAGCUUGGUGGAAAAGCAGAAAACGGUCAUGGCAGAGAAGUUUGAGUCCCUGAUGAACAUCCAUGGCUUCGACCUGGGUUCUCGCUACAUGGACUUGAAGCCUCUGGGGUACGGAGGGAACGGCCUGGUGUUCUCCGCAGUCGACACAGACUGUGACAAGCGGGUAGCCGUGAAGAAAAUUAUCUUGACUGACCCACAGAGUGUGAAGCAUGCCCUGCGGGAAAUCAAGAUUAUCAGACGCCUCGAUCAUGACAACACCGUCAAGGUGUUUGAGACAUUGGGCCCCAAUGGUCGUAGGCUAACAGAGGAUGUGGUGUCCCUGACAGAGGUCAACUCGGUCUACAUUGUGCAGGAGUACAUGGAGACAGACCUGUGUCAGUUGCUGGAGAGGGGUCUUCUGUCUGAAGACCAUGCCAGACUCUUCAUGUACCAGCUCCUCAGGGGCCUUAAGUACAUCCACUCUGCCAACGUGCUGCACCGCGACCUCAAGCCUGCCAACCUGUUUGUCAACACAGAGGACCUGGUACUGAAGAUUGGAGACUUUGGGCUAGCCCGAAUCAUGGACCCACACUACUCCCACAAGGGCCAUCUCUCCGAAGGUCUGGUCACCAAGUGGUACAGGUCUCCUCGCCUGCUGCUCUCUCCGAACAAUUACACCAAAGCCAUCGACAUGUGGGCUGCUGGCUGCAUCUUUGCAGAGAUGCUCACAGGGAAAACCCUGUUUGCAGGAGCCCAUGAACUGGAGCAGAUGCAGCUGAUCCUGGAGUCCAUUCCCGUACUGCGAGAGGAAGACCGACAGGAGCUCCACAGCGUUAUCCCAGUCUUCAUCCGCAACGACAUGUCCAAGCCUCACACACCACUGGCCAAGCUGCUGCCUGACGUCAGUCCCCAGGCCCUGGAUUUCCUGGAGAAGAUCCUGACCUUUAACCCCAUAGAUCGCCUCACUGCGGAGGAGGCCCUGGCCCACCCCUAUAUGGCUGACUACUCCUUCCCCCUUGACGAGCCUGUCUCACUGCACCCCUUUCACAUUGAGGAUGAAGUAGAUGAUAUCCUGCUCAUGGACCAGAGCCACAGCCACACCUGGGACAGGUAUCAUGAGAGCCAGCUGUCAGAGGCUGACUGGCACUUACACAGCACCCAUGACCCAGACGAAGUUCAGGUUGACCCAAGGGCUCUCUCUGAUGUAACAGACGAGGAGGAAGUUCAGGUGGAUCCUCGUAAAUAUGCUGAUGGAGAUCGGGAGAAGUUCAUGGAUGAGCCGUCCUUCGACUAUUCCACUCUGUUCCAGUCAGAGCGCUCCUGGCAGGACGACCACCACGAAAACAAAUACUGUGACUUGCAGUGUAGCCACACCUGUAACUACAAGGCCGUGUCGCCCUCCUACCUUGACAACCUCAUCUGGAGGGACAGUGAAGUCAACCACUACUAUGAACCCAAACUCAUCAUCGAUCUCUCCAACUGGAAGGAGCAGCAGAGUAAGGAGAAAGCGGACCGCAAGGCCAAGAGCAAAUGUGAGAAGAAUGGGUUGGUGAAGGCCCAGAUCGCGCUGCAGGAGGCAGAGAAGACCCAGAGUCCGAUGGAGAAGGACAGCGAGCAGGAGAAACACCAGACGGAGAAGCCUCAAAGCCAGCAGAGCCAAGGCUUUGACUUCGACUCCUUCAUCGCCAGCACCAUUAAACUGAGCCUGCAGCCAGAGCCCUGUCAGGAGGUGGCCAUACUCAAUGAGGUGGGCCUCCUGAACGAGCUCAACACUUCCGUUUCCCAGCUGGAGGCUCCCCGCUCAGGCUCCAUGUCAAAGUCCAUAAGUCAGGAGAAGGAGGAGAAGUGCCUGGUAAACCUCGCCCAGUUGGGUGGCGGUGGCUUGGGAGUCCUCAGCGGGGACGUCACCUGGCCCACUCACCCCUGGGAGAGCUUCGGCUCUGGGGAGAGAGUCGGGGAGAACGGCUGUUUAAUAGAUGAAGCAUGCUGGGACAUUCGCAAAGAGGACCAGCUCCAGAAGGAGAGCACUUACACCAGCUACCUGGACCGCCUGUUCAGCCGGAAGGAAGAGGGGACCGGAGAGACAGUGGCCAGCUCAGAGAUGGAGCCCUCGGAAGUGAGAGAGCUGGAUGAGAGCUUCCUCGGCAGGAACACAGAGAUUGUGCUUAAUGUGCAGCUGGACUCCCUGGCCCUGCCUGGCUUUGACAGCGCAGAUGACUUGCCUCUAAAGUCCAUCCAGGCAACUCUCACCCCGUGCGCUGUCAAAUGCUCCCCACAGAUUGCCCACAAAACAUACAGCAGCAUUUUCAAGCAUCUUAAUUAAAGAAAUAUAUAUCCUCCCUUACAGUGCAAAAUCUUGGCUGUUUUUGUUUUUAUGUUUUUUUUUUGGUUGUUUUUUAAUAAUAUGGUAUAUUAUUGAACUUGAAUCAUUUCAUACCUUUUUUUAUUAUGGUUUUAAUUAUUUUUGUUUUUUUAAGAGUUGAGAGGGGUGGUUUGUUAUAUUUAAAGUUUUGGUCAUCACUCUGAGCCUUGAUCACCAGGCCUUCAUGGGUUAAUGUCUACACCCUCAUUGCUAAACUGGCAUAUCACUCGCACACUUAAGUACUGUAGAAGAACAGGAGAGAAGUAACUUGAAGAAAGACAGAUGGAGAGGAAUUGUGAUUAAAGAGACGAGAUUUGGCUGUUAGGGUGUGACGUAAGGAAGGAUGGUAGAAGCUAACAUUUCUGUAGGCAUUUAAAGUGCUCUCAAACAGCCUUUUCCGGGGAGGGGAUACGAAAGAAGAAAAAAGGGGAUGGGAUGUCCUUUUUUAAUUUUGUUUUAUAUUUUCCCCUGAAGAAAGCUUCCUUAAAAACCCUUUCAUACUGUAAAUCUGACACAUGAUGCCAGCAGCAACCAUUAUCGUAGGCGUUAAUGUAAAUGUGUUAUCUACCUCAAGGUAACAGCCGCGAGAGACACUCGAAGCCGCACUAGUGCUUUACACACAUGACCAUCCUGGUCGCGUAGAUGAAAUCUGUCUCAUUUAACAUAGUGAGGUGUUUCAGUAAUCAUUAUUUAUUUCUAGCAGAUGUGCGAUAUUUAUUUUAUCAAGAUGUGUUAUUUCAAUGUGAUUAUUGAAGAUUGAGGAGUUGGACAGACUUCCAUUUUCAUUUGGGCACUAUAUGGGCGUGUAAGUGUUCUUUUGUUUUAUGGUAGGAUGCAAAUUCAUCUGUUAUGUUCUAAAAGAAGUUGAGGCUUUCCAUUUUCCACCAAUAUUGUCCAAAUGGAUAUCAUUCUUUUUGUUUAUUUUUUUUUUCGUUUUUUUUAUUUAUAGGUGCGUUCUGUCUUUAAUGGAAAAACUGCUUUAUGGUUUAAAAGAAGCGCCUAAAGUCUUAAUUUUUUAUCUAAAUGUAAUGUUUAAAAAAAUGCGUGCAUGGAGGCAAGAGAAAGGUACAUUAAAAGUAAAGUUUAUGGUGAGUAUAAUGUACGUAAGUUUUAAUUGUAUGUUUUUUGUUAAAUUUCUAUGUACUUUUUCCAGGCAAGCAUGAUGAAUUAGGUUAAGGUGUAGCAUGUAGAACACUUAUGGACUUUUUUUUGUAAUCAUUGGUUCCCCUGUUCUACAAAAUAUCUCGAAAUAAAAUUACUGGCAAAGA